AUAAAUUUGAAUCCUGGCUAUGGGCGAACUGCUUCCCCAAAUUUCACGGCCCUUGAACUGCUUUCUCACAGCGACGGCGAACUGCCGUCGGCGAUUUUUCCAUUUCCCCAAAUUUCUCACGGUGAAAUGCUCGACGAUUUUCCCCUCCCUCGGCGAACUCACGGACGCUUUCAUCGAUUGGUGGCUCCGGCUGAAGGCGUUCGGGUCGGGUUGGGUCGGGCCUCAAAGCUGCGGGUCGUGUCGAAGAAUGCGUUGUCUAGGUGCCUGAGAAGCCGCUCGGGCUCUACGAUCCAUCAUUUGACAAGGAUUCGUGCGGGGUUGGGUUCGUUGUGGAGCUUUCUGAUGAAAGCAGUAGUAAAACGGUGACGGACGCUAUUGAAAUGUUGGUUCGAAUGACGCACAGAGGUACAUGUUGCUGCGAGACGAAUACUGGAGAUGGAGCUAGAAUUUUUGUUGGGCUUCCACAUGAUUAUUACAGAGAGGCUACCAAAGAUGCUGGUUUUGAGCUUCCUGCACCUGGAGAAUAUGCAGUCGGCAUGUUUUUCCUGCCUACUUCUGACAGUCGCCGAGAGCAAAGUUGUGUUUACAAAGAAACAGUACUCACUUUGCUCGACCUUACGAGAGUGACUGAAAUGUCAGAAAUACAGCUGCAGGACAUUGUCGAGUCCGUUCAGGAAUCCGAAAGGGUUCCUCCUCCCAUAUCUGGCGUUUUUCUGGCAUCUCCUGAUGAUGAAAAUAUGGAGAACAUGGGAAUUCAUGGCUUGUUGUCCCCGCUAAAAGCGUUGGGCUACACCGUUGAAUCCCUGGAGAUGCUAUUGCUUACCAUGGCAAAAGACGGGGUACUUCUUUGUGCUUCACAGGCAGUUUCUUUGCCCCCAGAUGCUUUACCUGAGCCACCAUCAUCUUCUAACAAGGCCGGUGAAUCUUCCCGAAGACAGGUUGUACUCUCUCCUUCGAAUUCAACAAAGGGUAAAGUUUUGUCGUCAGGGCUGAAGGAGUUUGGCGGGAUAUCUGAGAAUGUUGGGAUUUCAAGUCUAACCGGACGUCCCUCUGAAGAAACAAAAGCAGACACAAAACCUGACUGCUUGUUUGCUGGUGUGUUUGGGAGAACGGUCUCCGGAAUCAGUGCAUAUUUACUUACAAGGAGCCACAGCGCAAUGCAGUCGUUCAAGUAG
Striga asiatica is the source of this 1175-nucleotide messenger RNA. NCBI's taxonomy places the organism in Eukaryota, Viridiplantae, Streptophyta, Magnoliopsida, Lamiales, Orobanchaceae. The record is from the annotation of a GenBank genome assembly.